CCACCUCCCUCCCCACACACCCGCCCCCGGAUCACAUCUAGAUCAACAAACAUGGCUGACGCUUAUCUCUGGCAACCUUUCCUCAUCCUCCUCCUCCUCCUCGCCCCGGAGGCGGCGGUGUGAUCUCCCCGCUCGGCCGCAAGACAUGGACAGCAGCGGAGGCGACAACAGCCCAUCGCUGAGCGAGAGCGCGGGCUCCAGCUCCUGGAGGAGGUCUUGGGACAACAGUAGCACUCUGUCUGCACUCAACAUCGGAAGCGGUUCAGAACUAGAUGGUGGUGACGAAGAUAAGGAAAUUGCAUCCAAAGCAGUGGCAUUCGUUGUUAAGAGUUCCCGGAAAGGCGUGGUCCCACUUUGCGCUGACGUUGCCAAUCUGCUGAAGAUCAAGUGGAGGUUGGAGCGGACCAUAAAGGCUCAGCAGCUGGAGAUUCAUCGCUUGCUCAGCAGCUCAGGGGCACACUGCAACCUCACUGCAACCAGCACUCAGACGGACUUCACUGGCCCUCGCCGCUCACACCCCUGCUCAGACGGUCAGCCUGACACACAGACAAUAGAACUCUCAGAGUGUAAAGAAGAACAGCAGUUUGCGUUCCGGGAAUCUCCCAGGAUACUGCACCAAGCAAGGCAGGAAGUGUUAGCGAGACCGGUGUCUGCAUCGCGGAGCGUGGAGUCACCCCAGGAACCAAUCCCGAGCCACAAGACGACCAUAUCCCGAGAGGUCCAAGUGGAAUGUCCGAAGAUGCUCAUGCAGAAGAGAUGUGAGGAGCAACUAAUGGAAACACUGCUGUUAAACUCCAGGCUGACGGAAGAUUUGGGUAACGCGUGGCGGCAGAUCGAACUACUACGUGAUCGUCUGAAGAGGAAGAGUGAGAAACACCAACCGGAGAUUGUGUCCAUGGGGAAGACACACCAUGAAAGGGGCCACAGGCAGGAACCUGCGUCGUGUGUCACGGACCCAUUCCCCACUGGUUGCGGAUGUGUUACUCAGGCCCUUUGUCAGGUGACGGGGCUGGAGGGUUGCGAGGAAAACCAAUGCUUCAGAGUGAAGGCAAAUGAAGCUGAGCUGAUCAGGGCGAGGAAACCCUCGAUGGACUGUACAGUUCCAGUUAUGGAAGGCCAGUUACAACCCGGGUCCCACUGCAAUGUACCAAAGCCCAGAAGUCCUGAUUUUCUGGUCGAUGCCACUCUAAGUUCCUCUGUCUUCCCUUUCCCUAUGGUCGGAUGCCAGUGCUCCAGCUGUGUCUCCUUCUUCAGUAACUACAAGCCGACCAACCGUCGGAACGGCCAUGACAAGGAGAUCAAACCGCUGCUGCACUUUCAGAGACAGAAACUUCCUAUCAGCGUGAACGAUUACGUGAUUGUGAACGGCAACAAGUCAGGCACCGCGCGCUACGUUGGCCAUUUGGACAACUCGGGAAUGGCCAAUGCUGUCUUUGUUGGUGUUGAGCUGGAUGAACCUAGUGGAAAGCAUGACGGCAUAUUUGAAGGGAAGCGAUACUUUCAGUGUUACGAGAACUUUGCCAUAUUUGUUCCUGUGCAUGAAAUAUUCUACGUUAUAAAUAGAAAGCCAAAGAAAUCCAUUUCGCCUCCAGGCCUGAGGUCAGCACAACAUCGGUAUUCUCUUGGAUCCCUCAGUAACCUGGCAAACAACACGGGUGGUCGAGGGGAGUACAGUCACCCCACCAGGAAGAAAAAGCUGCACUCGCCCAAGGAUCCCAACCCAACUAGGAGAAUCUUGAGGAGGUCCGUCACCUCCAGCUCCUCCAGGAUGUCUGACGGAGCUGUGCACCCUUCUCAGGAAGAAUGGAGUGACAGUAACGAGAGGACAGAGAGAGCACCAGUCUCCCCCUCACAGCCAAAAAUGAACACCCGGACUUUCACCAUCACCGCCAGUCUACCUCCCGACUUCAGCCUUCACCAUGCACCAAACAGAGCCAGCCCCAGGAAGGUCGUGAGGCGUUGAUGAUGCAUAAAGAGUACCAGAGAGGAGAGUGGUCAGACUGAAGGGAAUAGUUCCAAUGAACAGAAGAUUCUUGGAGUCCGGGUUCCCCAAUGGCCGGUCGAUUACCUUGUAUUUUUAGCGACACUGAACCAGACUUGCACCUUGUUGACCAUGGGCUUGCUGUUGGGGGCCCAGCAAAUAGCUUUAGAGAAGAUGCACUGACAAUACCGAGACUGAUUGAAUUCAGGACUGGGUAGCGCCGAUAGCCUCACUGUCUCAGUUUACUGUAGCAUUUAAUACUGCUGGUACGUACCUGUACUAAAUAAAACCUGCACUGAAACCAGA
Messenger RNA from Amblyraja radiata (thorny skate), 2287 nucleotides. RefSeq lists its product as uncharacterized. Lineage: Eukaryota; Metazoa; Chordata; Chondrichthyes; Rajiformes; Rajidae. The coding region runs from base 146 to 1963 and encodes 605 amino acids. The transcript is spliced from 11 exons. The record is from RefSeq and is a predicted model, not a curated record.